AUGACUCACUUACCAAAGAUAAACCAAGAAAAUACUUUAUUUGAUUGUAAAGGUAAGUAGUAUUUAUAUAAUUAGAGCUUAAGUGUUAAUAAUCUGAAAAUGUUAUGUUUGAUAAAACCAUGAAAAGUAUAAAUUAAUUUUCAUAUAGAGGUUUUGUUCUAAAAGUUGGACCUUCUAAUUUAUUCACUUACCACAAUACAAAUGAUAUAUACAUUAAAGGCUCUAAAUUAUACAUUCAAUUGUAUUUGAUUGAAAAACUUAAAUUUAUACUUGAACUUUCUAAUAAAUAAGAAGUAAUUCUCUGAUGCUUAUAGAUUUUAAGUAUUUUAAAAUAGUAGUAAGUCCCAAUCUAUAGUAAGCGUAUAUUAAAAAGACAGAUGAAGUAAAAAUAUCAAGUGCUUUUAUUUUAACUAAUAAAUGGAUUAGUCUCUCUUUUGAUAUUGAAAGUUUCUUUAAAGAUACAGAACUUAAAUUCAAAAUGUUAAGUAUUCAUUCACUUUGUAGAUUAAAGAAAAUCUAUGAAGGUAAUCAACCUAAUAAUAUUAAGUAACCUAAUUAACUAAUCUAGUGAUGGAUUAUGCUUAGUUUAGAAAAUUUGUGAAAAGCGAAUAUUAGAACUAUUGCCUAACAGUAUCAGAGCAUAAUCUGAAAAAACAGAAAUAAGAAAAAAUUAAUUAGUUUCUUAAUAAUAGAGACGUUUAUCUACAAUUUCUAAUUCUUAAGAAAAAAUUAUUUAAACAGAAUCUGAUAAUAAAAAAAAUUCAAGCCAAUAAAAAAACUUAAACUUCUAAGAAUUAUCAAAAAAUGUUCAUUCAGGUUUGAAAACUAAAUCAUAAACUUUGCCUUUAAAUUAAAACAUAAAAAAAACACAGUCUUAAUAAUAAUAACAUUUAAAAUAGUCUAAAAAUUAAUUACAAACUAAAAAUUUAUAACAAUAAUAAUUAUCACCUCUAACUUAAUCAAUAUAAAAUUAGGGACUUAAUUCAAAAGGAUAAUUAUCUUAAAUCUCAUCAAAUAGAUCUAAAAAACUCACAUAAAUUGGUGGAAAUCUGAUAAAGUAGAUGUCUCAAGAAUGUUUACUCGAAAAAACUAUUAAAUUAGCAACUGGUUUAUAAGUUAUAGAAGAAGUUAAUAUAAAUAAUAAACCUCCAGUACAUACAAAAUCUAAUUCAACUAAAAUUACAGCUUAAACUUAAUUAUAAAGAAAAGCUGUAUAAAGUUUUCUUAGACAUACUCAAGAAUUUUAAAAUGGUAGCCAUUUUUCUCAUGAACCAUUUGAUGAAAGUAAGACUGAUAAUGAAGUUUGUUAUAAAUAUUCAUAAAUCAGCUAAGGAAUUAAAGAUAUUUAUUAUGAUGGCGAUAAUUCUGAAUAUUAAACAAAAUAUGGAAAGUUUUCAAGUACAUUUACUCGACCUUUAGGAUUAUCAUCCUAUAAUCGCAGAUUAUCUUCAUAAUAAUCUUAAAAUCAAUAAUAAGGAAGUACUAAUGAGUAAUUCUACUUAAGUAGCUAAUAAUUAGAAUAAAAUUUUAGCCCAAAUCAUACAGCAAAUGAAAUAGAAGAAUAAAUUGAUGUCCCAGAAAUAAAAAGUAAAAUAACAGAUGAUAGUUUUAAUUCUAUCAAUGGAUUACAAAUAAAAUAAGAAGAUAGUUCUGAAGAUCUGGCGGUUUCUAAAUUUGAAUGA
Molecule: messenger RNA, 1682 nt
Organism: Paramecium sonneborni
Lineage: Eukaryota; Ciliophora; Oligohymenophorea; Peniculida; Parameciidae
Source: the annotation of a GenBank genome assembly